CCACGCUGUAGUAGGUAUGGACCCCCGCCGACCUACUCUAUAUAAGGAAGGCAUCCGGAAGGUUAAUCCGGGCCCGGCGUAUAUCAAUAGGUAGGUACUGUACAUGGAACCUACCUAACCACGCCAAUAGACCACUUACACCACCCAUUUACACCUGCCUUCCUACCUUCCUGCCAACGUAUUCAAUGGAUGGCAAUCAACCUCUUUUUGACCUGCCUUACGAGGUCCAGAUUGACGCCGGCGACCUUUUUCACGCUGAAGAUAACUUCACAGUGCCUUCCAGCAGGCAAAGUCCAAGUCCAAGUGCGAGUCCGAAUUUAUACCCCGUCAAUUACUUUCCAACCCCAAAGACCUCCCUGACCGGCGCAAAGAACUGUUUCUUGUCGACAACGCGAUUGAAUUCACCACUGCCGAGUUCAAUAUACUGGCCACAUGUAGAUAACUUUUGGACCAAGCAAGGCAGUACGCGCUGGCUUAAAAACGGGUCAUAUUAUCAACAAUACGCGUGCCUUCUUCACCGUACGAGGGUCACAGCGCCUGAAAACAUGGGCAUGCGCGCUCGUCACCGGACUAUGAGGACGGCGAUUGGGUGCAAGAGGCGGAUCAAGGUCACCCACCACCUUUCCAGACAAAGACCAGGUGGUGAUUGUGGCUACAAACAACUGCCCUCAUAACCACGACUUGGCCCAACUUAACGCUAUUCGCAAAUCCAGUUAUUUGAAGCAGUUAGCCGAGGUUGAGGUGCAGCUUCAAGGCAGCCAAUCCUGGCUU
Molecule: messenger RNA, 771 nt
Organism: Phialemonium atrogriseum
Lineage: Eukaryota; Fungi; Ascomycota; Sordariomycetes; Cephalothecales; Cephalothecaceae
Exons: 3
Coding region: 186-674 (162 amino acids)
Source: RefSeq, a predicted model, not a curated record